CCUCCCCACGUUUCCAUGGAGACCGGCUGCUUUUUCGCUCCCCCCAUUUUUGCUGCCGUUUCCCGGCGCUGCGGUCGCAUUGGAUCCCGGCGCCGCUGUGGGGCUGCGGGCAGAGACAAGCUUUUUGGGAAGCGGUUGCUCCAAGCCGGGCGCUACAUCAUGUCCCACAAAGCCUGGAUGAAGACGGUGCCCACCGAGAACUGCGAUGUGCUCAUGACCUUCCCAGACACCACGGACGACCACACGCUGCUCUGGCUGCUGAACCACAUCCGCCUCGGCAUCCCCGAGCUCAUCGUGCAGGUGCGGCACCACAAGCACACCCGCGCCUACGCCUUCUUCGUCACAGCCACCUACGAGAGUUUGCUGCGUGGGGCCGAUGAGAUCGGGCUGCGGAAACCGGUGAAGGCUGAGUUUGGGGGCGGCAUGCGGAGCUUCUCCUGCGAGGAGGACUACAUCUAUGAGAACAUUGAGAAUGAGCUUUACUUCUUCACCUCUCAGGAACGGCAAAACAUCAUCAGGUAUUGGCUGGAGAACCUGCGGGCCAAGCAGGGCGAGGCACUGCACAACAUCCACUUCCUGGAGGGACAGCCCAUCAUCCCGGAGCUGGCGGCCCGCGGCGUCAUCCAGCAGGUCUUCCCACUGCACGAGCAGAGGAUCCUCAAACGGCUGAUGAAGUCGUGGGUGCAGGCGAUCUGCGAGGCGCAGCCGCUCGAUGAGAUCUGUGACUACUUCGGGGUGAAGAUCGCCAUGUACUUUGCCUGGCUCGGCUUCUACACCUCGGCCAUGGUGUACCCUGCUGUGUUCGGCUCCAUCCUCUACACUUUCACCGAGAGCGACCAGACCAGCCAGGACAUCUCCUGUGUGGUGUUCGCCAUCUUCAACGUUGUCUGGGCCACGCUCUUCCUGGAGGAGUGGAAGCGCCGCGGGGCAGAGUUUGCCUACAAGUGGGGGACGCUGGACACCCCUGCGGAGUCCAUCGAGGAGCCCAGGCCCCAAUUCAGGGGGGUGAAGAGGAUCAGCCCCGUGACCAGCGCCGAGGAGUUCUACUACCCGCCCUGGAAGCGGCUGCUGUUCCAGUGCCUGGUCAGCCUGCCCGUCUGCCUCGCCUGCCUCUCCUUCGUCUUCCUCAUCAUGCUGGGCUGCUUCCAGCUCCAGGAGCUCGUGCUGAGCGUCAAGGAGCUGCCCCGCAUCCUCCGCUUCCUGCCCAAAAUCGUGCUGGCCGUCAUUGUCACGACCUGCGACGAGGUUUACAAGAAGAUCGCCUACUGGCUGAACGAUAUGGGGGACGCCAGGGAUGGGUGCCCUGCCCUGCGGGGAUGCCGCGGGGAUGGGGUCGGGAGGGGGAUGUGGGGGUGGUGGCACCCCCCGGUGACAGCGGUGUCCCCGCAGAUGCUGGCCACGCUGCUCAUCACGCGCCAGUUCCUGCAGAACGUCAAGGAGGUGUCACAGCCCCACCUGUACCGCCGCCUGCGCCGCGGGGAGCUCAGCCUGCGCAACCUCCGUGAGCUGUCCCACACCAUCCUUCGCCUGCUCGCCCAUCCCCGCGCACCCCAGGCUGCCGGAGCAGCCCACGAGGGGCCGCGGGGGGAGAAGAAGUGUCUGAAUGGGGGUUGUGGGGUGCCCGAGGAGGAGGAGGAGGAGGAAGAGCGUCGGGAGUCAGAUUCGGAGGAUGAGAGCGCGCUGGACUGCGGGCUGAAGCUGAAGAAGGUGAGCUUCAUCGAGAAGGCGGAGCGGCGCGGCACCGAGCCCUGCGGCACCGAGGAGGAGAGCUUCCUGGAGGAGGGCAGCCCCACCAUGGUGGAGAAGGGCAUGGACCCCGCCUCUGUCUUCGAGCUGGGUGAUGAUGAGGAGGAUGCUGAAGGCCCCUCAGGCAGCCCGGCCAAAGCAGCGGUGCCGGCCACAGGCCCACGGGUCACGAGGAGGAGGAGGGAGGAAGAUGAGGGUGAGGAGGAAGGGCGCAGGCAGAACCGGGCGUCAUGGAUCGAUCCGCCUGAGGAGGACUACUCGACACAGCUGACGCAGGCAGAGGUGGAGAGCUGCAUGAAGAAGUACGAGGACACCUUCCAGGACUACCAGGAGAUGUUCAUCCAAUUUGGCUACGUGGUGCUCUUCUCCUCUGCCUUCCCGUUGGCCGCCAUGUGUGCGCUGGUCAACAACAUCAUCGAGAUUCGCAGUGAUGCCUUCAAACUGUGCACGGGGCUGCAGCGACCCUUCGGGCAGCGGGUGGAGAGCAUCGGGCAGUGGCAGAAGGUGAUGGAGGCCAUGGGCGUGUUGGCCAUCGUGGUCAACUGCUACCUGAUCGCGCAGUGCGGGCAGCUGCAGCGGCUCUUCCCUUGGCUCAGCCCCGAGGGAGCCAUCAUCUCGGUGGUGGUGCUGGAGCACUUCGCCCUGCUGCUGAAGUACGUCAUCCAAGUGGCCAUCCCUGACAUCCCCGCAUGGGUGGCCGAGGAGAUGGCCAAGCUGGAGUACCAGCGCCGCGAGGCCUUCAAGAAGCACGAGCGCCAGGCCCAGCACCACUUCCAGCAGCAGCAGCGGCGCAAGCGGGAGGAGGAGGAGCGGCAGCGGCACGCCGAGUACCAGGCGCGCAAGGAGCGCGAGGCCAACCGCGACGAGGCCAAGGCUGAGGCUGCCGGGCAGGACCCGGCCCACGAGAAGAGCCAGAGCAAAGGGAAGGGCUCCGGGGGGUCCUCCGCGCACGGCUCCGACAAGCCCAAGCGGCCCAGCUCGCUGCUGGCCACCAAUAACGUCAUGAAGCUGAAGCAGAUCAUCCCUCUGCAGGGCAAAUUCCUCUCUGGGGGGACCGGGGCGGGCAGCACGGCCGCCAGGUCCCCCCAGUCCCCCACCAGCAGUGAUAACAAACUCCCCGGCUUCCUCAGCUUCAAGUUCCUGAAAUCUCCCGAAACCAAGAGGGACGCGGCCACCGAAAAGGUGCAGUCGCCCACCAAGCCAUUCAACCCCGGCAAGCUCUUCAACUUCGGCAAGUCCGAAGGGACCGGCGGCAACGGGGCCACCGCCUCCCCCCAGCCCCGUGCUGGCCCCUCUGCAGAUGGGGAGCGGCCGGGCCCCAGCAAGUCCCACCUCAACGGGGCUCCAGAGGAUGGAGCCCGCGAGGAGCCGGAGCCACGAGCAGAGGAGGAGAGCGGGGGUUACAGACUCUGAGCCAGGCACGCCGGCCCCAUCCCGGCCCCUCCAUCGCAGCCCCUCUGCUGGGACCCCAUCACAACCCCAUGGAGGUCCGGCGGUGCCCUCG
Molecule: messenger RNA, 3250 nt
Organism: Meleagris gallopavo (turkey)
Lineage: Eukaryota; Metazoa; Chordata; Aves; Galliformes; Phasianidae
Source: RefSeq, a predicted model, not a curated record